Necator americanus (New World hookworm) is the source of this 291-nucleotide messenger RNA. RefSeq lists its product as uncharacterized. The record is from RefSeq and is a predicted model, not a curated record. NCBI's taxonomy places the organism in Eukaryota, Metazoa, Nematoda, Chromadorea, Rhabditida, Ancylostomatidae. The coding region runs from base 1 to 291 and encodes 96 amino acids. The transcript has 2 exons.
AUGCUGCCAUGCUUUCCUAGCAGAGCUCCAAUGGUGUUGUUGCGUUUCAAGGCCCUUUACCAGCCAAAUGCUUUUUGGUACGCAGGCUCAGCAUCCUUCGCAUUUCUCCAAUAUACAUAUCAUUGUACAUCAGGCGUAUGUAACGUCUAUCUGGCAGGUUACUCUGAUCUUCGUGCAAUCUCCAGUUUUAACGAAUGUACAAACAACGUAGCACUCCGAUGCACACUGCCAUUCGUAGGGUCUACUACGAACCAACUGUCGUUUGAUGCUAUACUUUGGGAUGUUCACUAA